UUCAUAUAUUCCUAACCGUUUAGGUUAAUUUUGCAUAUAAAAAACAACGUCACUUGCAUCAUCAAACCAGGAAGAAAAAAAAUUAUCAAUCUCAGUUCUCUUUCUAUAAUGAAGAACGACGCAGACUUGAAAGCAUACGUCUCUGAAGAGCAAAGGGAAAGAUUACGCGACCGACGAGAGAGGGAAGAAUUAGAGAGAAAUAUCAAAGAAAGGGAUGCUGCUCGAACAAGAAAGCUACAUUUGCGAAAUUUGGCAAAGGAGGAAAAGGAAGAUGAUAUUGGAGCACUAAGAAUUAUAUCGAGACAAGAGUACUUGAAGAAAAGGGUGGAACAGAAGUCGGAAGAGCUUGCAGAUGAGAUAGAAGAUGAACAGAACAUGUUUGACAGUGUUGAGUUGACUGAAUCAGAGCGCCGUGAAUUCAGGUUCAAACAGGAUCUUUAUGACCUGAUUGUCAAAAAUAGUAUGAAAGAUGAUUGCGGUGAGUAUACAAUGCCGGAUGCAUAUGAUCUUGGAGUGAACCAGAAGAAAAGGUUUGCUGUCGCUUUAAAGAAUUCCAGAGAUGGUGAAUCAAAGGGUAAGAAGAUGAAUCCGUUCGCUGAACAAGAACAAUGGGAGCAGCAACAGAUGGGAAAAGCAGCCCUUAACUUCGGUUCUAAAAACAAAAGAUUGAAGGCAAACAGAUAUGAAUAUGUCUUCGGAGAUCAAAUUGAGUUUAUAAACACAGGUGUAGUGGAAGGAGAAAAAAAUUAUCCUGAUUUGGAGAAAUUUGAGUGUGUGAAGAUUAAGGAAGAGCAGAAAACCCUGCCAGUCUAUGGCUAUAAAGAUGAAUUACUGAAUGCUGUCCGAGAUCACCAGGUGCUCGUAAUUGUCGGUGAGACUGGUUGUGGGAAGACGACUCAAAUCCCACAGUAUCUGCAUGAAGCUGGAUAUACAAAAGUUGGAAAGAUUGGAUGUACUCAGCCUAGGAGAGUUGCAGCAAUGAGUGUUGCUGCUCGUGUUUCCAAAGAAAUGGGUGUGAAACUCGGGCAUGAGGUAGGCUAUUCCAUUCGUUUUGAAGAUUGUACAUCAGAGAAGACGAGUAUUAAGUAUAUGACAGACGGUAUGCUGCUCCGUGAAUUCCUUGGUGAACCAGACCUUUGUAGUUACAGUGUUAUCAUGUUGGAUGAAGCACAUGAGAGGACUGUUACUACAGACAUAUUAUUUGGUUUGGUCAAGGAUGUUGCUCGAUUUCGACCUGACUUGAAGUUACUCAUCUCAAGUGCAACUCUUGAUGCUGAGAAGUUCAGCGAUUAUUUUGAUUCAGCCCCGAUUUUCAAGAUUCCAGGGAGGCCUUAUGAGGUCAAGAUACACUCCACUAAGGCACCAGAGGCUAAUUAUUUAGAUGCCGCGAUCGUCUCUGCACUCCAAAUACAUGUCAAAGAACCACCUGGUGAUAUUCUGAUGUUUCUCACAGGACAAGAAGAAAUUGAAACAGUAGAGGAGAUAUUGAAGCACAGAACUAGGGGCCUCGGAACGAAGAUUGAUGAACUCAUCAUAUGCCCCAUUUAUGCCAACCUACCAACACAUCUGCAGAACAAGAUAUUUGAACCUACUCCUGAAGGAGCACGCAAGGUUGUGUUGGCCACAAACAUCGCAGAGACAUCUCUAACGAUCCAGGGGAUCAAAUAUGUUAUAGACCCGGGAUUUGUCAAGAUAAAGUCAUAUAAUCCAAGAACAGGAGUGGAGUCACUGUUGGUUAAGCCAAUCUCUAAGGCAUCAGCAAACCAACGUGCAGGUCGGUCUGGACGAACAGGUCCAGGUAAGUGUUACAGAUUAUAUACUGCUUAUAAUUACCAGGAACUGGAAGAUAAUACUGUCCCAGAAAUUCAACGGACUAAUCUAGCAAAUGUUGUGCUUACUCUCAAAUGUCUUGGAAUUCAGGACUUGUUGAACUUUGAUUUCAUGGAUCCACCACCAUCUGAAUCAUUGUUGAAAGCUCUUGAGUUGCUAUAUGCACUAGGCGCUCUGAAUAAGCACGGUGAAUUGACAAAAGUUGGAAGAAGAAUGGCGGAAUUUCCCCUUGAUCCCAUGUUAUCGAAGAUGAUUGUUGCUUCAGAGAAGUAUAGAUGCUCAGAGGAGAUUAUUACGAUUGCAGCAAUGCUUUCUAUAGGCAACUCGAUCUUUUACCGCCCCAAGGAUAAACAAGUCCUUGCAGAUAAUGCAAGAGUGAGAUUCAGUGAGGGGAAUGUUGGAGAUCAUAUUGCUCUUCUCAAUGUUUACAAUGAAUGGAAAUCAUAUGACUAUGGAAGCAUGUGGUGUUACGAGAAUUUUGUUCAGUUCAAGAGUAUGAAACGCGCAAGGGAUAUAAGAGAUCAACUGAAAGGGCUCUUGGAGAGGGUUGAAAUAGAAGUCACAUCUAAUCUGAAUGAUUUGGACGCAAUCAAAAAGGCUAUCACAGCUGGAUUCUUCCCUCACUCAGCAAAGUUACAGAAAGACGGGUCCUAUAGGACAAUUAAGCAUCCUCAGAUUGCAUACCUUCAUCCUAGUUCAAGCUUAGCACAGAUACAUCCACAGCCAAGGUGGGUUGUAUUCCAUGAGCUGGUUUUGACAACCAAAGAAUAUAUGAGACAAGUAAUCGAGCUGAAACCAGAGUGGCUGAUUGAGAUCGCUCCUCACUUCUAUAAAAAGAAGGAUGUCGAAGACUCUGACACAAAGAGAAUGCCACAGGGUAAGGGGCUAUCUGCUUUUAGCUGAAGAAGGAAUGCUUGAGAAGAUGAGUUGUAGAGAUUUAUAUAAGAAUAAAACAUAAUCUAAGAAGUUUAUGCUUCAUCAAUUUGUAUUAACUGAAAUCCUAGAAGGUAAUGAUAUGAAUGAUCACAAAUAUAUACUGAUUAUUUUUCCUUCCCAAUUCCUUUGUAUUUGUACACACUUUCUGAUUCCCUUUCCCUCUCCCCUUAAUCUCGAACAAGAAAAUUUGUAUAUGUACAUUUUAGACAAUGCAAUUUUUUGUUUGUAUAAGAAAUUGUUGCAAUCUACGAAAGAAGAAGAAAUUCUCUGGUUUAUAGCAGGGUGACUUAACUUUUUUUCCCCAGGAACAUAAUGGUUUAACAGCCUGGUAUAAACCACAAGAGCAGAACAGGGAAACAAGUUUAAUGGAUGAGUUUGCUGGGAAGCAGAUUUAUUCUACUAGAGUAAAACUGUGUUUUGAAAGUUUUGUUCAUCCAUUAACAAGUAUGGCUGAAGGAACCAUGGAAAUCUAUCAAAAAGCAUAACAAGAUUUGGUUUACUGAACUUUUUUAAUUGAUUUUUUUUAAAAAUAAAAAUAAAAUAAAUAAAGUGGCAUUUUCUUUCAGACUUGAGCCUCAACAAACAGCAAGAGUAAUUAUGGGGGGGAAUUAGUGAAUCACAAUCAAAUCUUUUAUCCAACAGCAGAAUGGAACUAAGGACACUUAAUUUCC
Molecule: messenger RNA, 3437 nt
Organism: Chenopodium quinoa (quinoa)
Lineage: Eukaryota; Viridiplantae; Streptophyta; Magnoliopsida; Caryophyllales; Amaranthaceae
Product: pre-mRNA-splicing factor ATP-dependent RNA helicase DEAH1-like
Exons: 1
Coding region: 109-2733 (874 amino acids)
Cellular component (GO): catalytic step 2 spliceosome; intracellular anatomical structure
Molecular function (GO): RNA binding
Source: RefSeq, a predicted model, not a curated record